Messenger RNA from Pseudogymnoascus destructans, 315 nucleotides. RefSeq lists its product as uncharacterized. The transcript has 2 exons. The coding region runs from base 1 to 315 and encodes 104 amino acids. The record is from RefSeq and is a predicted model, not a curated record. NCBI's taxonomy places the organism in Eukaryota, Fungi, Ascomycota, Leotiomycetes, Thelebolales, Thelebolaceae.
AUGGGCACAAAGAACUUCGAGGUCAAUGGGCGAAAGGACAAAGGACGCGCCGAUCUAACAAUGACGACGACGAGGACGCCGAGAAGAGUUCACCUCGUGGCCGAGCUGAAGAUUACGCAACGCCGAUCACGAAACAACAACAUGAUCGAUCACAAGCACACAACAGAGCAUUCACCAAACACACGAACCAGACGAACGAUCACCAAGCCAAGCCAAGCCAACGUACGAACAAACGAACGCCAACAACAGCACGACACAACACAACAGCAGCACCAAAGCAAAAGGAAACAACCUUCAUCAAAUUUUCUCAAUUGA